AUGUAUGCAGCCUCAUAUCUGACAAAGUACCCGCAGAUUCACGUUGGUUCGGAUGGUGCUGGUCGCGCGAAGCUCGCCUUCACCCCCUCGUCCGUCCAUGCAACCAAGGGCUCAAUUAUCACCUUCGUCUUCGACGGUAUUCCGGGCAACCACACCGUCGCCCAAUCUUCUUUCGCCAAGCCCUGCGAGCCCCUCGCUGGUGGCUUCGACACCGGUUUUAUCUUCGUGCCGGUGAACACCGACCCCGCCGCGUCACUCCCGACUUUCAACCUGAUCAUCGAGGAUGACACCAAACCCAUUUGGUUCUACUGCGCUCAGCUAAGCCCCAAACCUCACUGCAUGGAUGGCAUGGUUGGCGCCAUAAACGCGCCCGCGUCUGGCAACACCUUCUCAUCGUAUGUCAAGUUGGCGAAG
This is a messenger RNA of Trametes versicolor FP-101664 SS1, 414 nucleotides long. RefSeq lists its product as uncharacterized. The transcript has 3 exons. Lineage: Eukaryota; Fungi; Basidiomycota; Agaricomycetes; Polyporales; Polyporaceae. The record is from RefSeq and is a predicted model, not a curated record. The annotation marks the transcript as partial.